UUUUGGCCACUGCUCGUGCCUUCACAUAUCUGUCACUUGCAAAAUGAAAUUAGAAGACAAUGAAGGGUUUCUCAGUCACCAAGAAACGGAUGCCACAAAAUAUGAUAAUCGAAGUUGUGGUCGAUCGGAAGGUCUGAGAAGCAGAAGUUCCAUCAUUAUUUCUCAAUCUGCGAAUCGUAGUAUUUUUAGCAGUAGAAGAAUCCCGAGCGCAGAAAAGGUUGAAUUUAUGCUCGGCGAGGAUGAUAAUGACGAAACCGAAUCGCUGUUAUUCACUCAGUUAAAUGAACUGGUUGCUGUACAUGAAGACGUGGAAUGGAGACAGACAGCAAGAUGGAUUCGAUUUGAAGAAAAAACUGAAGAUGGAGGAGAGAGAUGGAGUAAACCUCAUGUCACAACCCUGACCCUACAUAGCUUAUUAGAAGUAAGAACAAGCAUUGACAAAGGAACUAUUCUCUUGGAUACAGAAAAAUGCACUUUUAAAGACAUUGUGGAAAAUGUAGUAAAUAUUAACAUUACUAAAAAAUCAAUAAGUCAGGAGGAGAAGAAAAAUAUAUUAUACGUCCUUCUUCAAAAGUAUGUACAUCAGACACGGAAAUCACGCAGAAAAAUGGUGGCAGAGAUGUUAACCUCAUCAUGCAGAGGAAGCAAAUCCUCUCAGAACGGUGAAAGUAUAGAAUUUUCAGAAACACCUUUAAAAGACCAGUUAAAAAAUAGAUUUCAAAAGAAGAUCCCUGAAGGAACAGAAGCCGCAAAUAUUCUUGUUGGUGAAGUUGACUUCUUGACAGAGCCUUUUGCUGCAUUUAUCAGAUUAAAAGAAGCAACGGUGCUUGGUUCUCUGACUGAGAUUGUUUUACCUUCCAGGUUUCUAUUUAUCCUUCUUGGUCCGAGAAACAGAAAUAAAGCGUAUCACGAGAUCGGGAGAGCUAUUGCUACAUUACUCACAGAUGAGUUGUUCAGGAAAACUGCAUAUAAUGCUUUAAGCAAAGGAGACCUAAUUGCAGGAAUCGAUGAAUUUUUAGACGAACUUGCAGUUUUACCACCUGGCAAAUGGGAUCCUACAGUUCGUAUUCAGCCACCAAAGUUUCUUCCUCCACCUCGGAAAAGAAAACUAAAUCUACAGCGAGAAUUGAGAACACAUUGUAAUGGAAAUCCGUUGCAUCCAGAGGAAAAAUUGGCACACGGAUAUCCGCACGUCAGUGAGGAACUGAAAAGAACUGGAAAGUUCUUUGGAGGACUUGUAAAAGAUGUGAGAAGGAAAGCACCGUGGUACUGGAGUGAUUUUUAUGAUGCUGUCAAUAUCCAAUGUUUCUCGUCUAUUUUAUUUAUUUAUUUGGCAACUGCUACAAAUGCCAUUACUUUUGGUGGUAUGCUGGGUGAUGCUACAGACAAUAUGCAGGGAGUCCUUGAAAACUUCCUAGGUACUGCAAUAUGCGGUGCAUUAUUUUGCCUGUUUUCUGGUCAGCCUCUUACCAUACUAAGCAGCACAGGACCAGUCCUGGUUUUUGAGAGGUUACUGUAUAAUGCUAGCAAAGACUAUAAUCUUGAAUACUUGGAAUUUCGACUUUGGAUCGGACUUUGGGUGGCAUUUUACUGCAUUGUGUUGGUGGCUACUGAUGCUAGUUACUUGGUACAAUAUUUCACCCGAUUUACGGAAGAAAGCUUUUGUGCACUUAUAAGCUGUAUAUUCAUUUAUGAUGCGAUAAAGAAAAUGGUGAACAUGAUGGAUCAGUUUCCUAUUAACUGGGGAUAUGUUAUAAAUAACGUUACCCAAUAUAGCUGUGAUUGCAUUUUUCUUGACAAAGGAAAUGAUUCUACAAGCAAUGGAACAACAUAUGUUACAACAAACUCUUCAUCCUAUAUGGAUACUGAACUGUUUUUAAAUUGGACACAUGUCACAAAAAGUCAGUGCCUGGAGUUUGGAGGACAACUGGAGGGAGGAAGCUGCGGCUAUGUGCCCGAUGUUUAUCUCAUGUGCGUUAUACUUUUCUUCGGGACAUUUCUAUGCACAUCAUCUCUAAAGCACUUUCAAAACAGCAAAUAUCUGACCACAACGAUAAGGAGGCUGACUGGUGAUUUUUCAGUAAUUCUGACAAUCCUCAUUUUCUGUGUACUUGAUGCACUUUGCGGAUUGGACACUCCAAAGUUAAUUGUUCCAACUGAAUUUAAGCCAACAAACCCCGAUAGGAGUUGGAUAGUGUUUCCAUUUGGGAAGAACCCUUGGUGGGUAUGUCUGCUUAGUAGCAUUCCAGCAAUCUUGAUCACAAUCCUUCUGUUUAUGGACCAACAAAUCACUGCUGUAAUUCUUAAUCGCAAAGAGUACAAACUGAAGAAAGGCGCGGGUCUUCAUUUGGAUUUCUUCUGCAUAGCUAUAUUAAUCAUUGUAACAUCAUUCAUGGGACUUCCUUGGUAUGUCUCUGCGACGGUGAUCUCACUUGCACACAUGAACAGCUUAAAAAUGGAAUCAACUCAAUCAGCUCCAGGAGAGCAGCCAAAGUUCUUGGGAAUCAGAGAACAAAGAGUUACUGGAUUGGUUGUGUUUAUACUUACCGGAACAUCAGUUUUCCUAGCACCAGUUCUUAAGUAUAUUCCCAUGCCGGUACUUUAUGGAAUAUUUCUUCAGAUGGGUGUCGCUGCAUUAGGAAGUAUACAGUUUAUGGAUCGACUACAACUGGUACUUAUUCCACCUAAGUACCAGCCUGACUUCAUUUACCUACGUCAUGUUCCAUUAAGAAAAGUCCAUUUAUUCACUCUAAUUCAGAUACUAUGUUUGGUAAUUUUAUGGAUAUUAAAAUCAACUUUGCUUGCAAUUAUCUUCCCUUUAAUGUUGUUGGCCCUUGUUGGUAUACGGAAGGCAAUGGAAUGGAUUUUCUCUUUGUAUGAACUAAGUUGGCUGGAUGAUAUUUUGCCGCAGAAAGAGAAAAAGAAAAUUGAGUCACAAAUAGAGGACAUUGACUCAACUGACAGUGAAGAUUCUGAAUUAAAAUAUCAAGAAAAGGCACCAGAAAUAAAUAUUUCGGUGAACUAGCUCCUCUCUGAUGUAAUUCUACUUGGAAGAAUAAAUGGUCUGCAGAAGAAAUGCGUGGUAGAUAUUGAAGGACAGUCAUGAUUAUUUUUUUUAUCCAUUGCAAUUAAAUGAAAUAUCAAAAUACCAACUGACAAUAGGAAGUGCAUAAUAUGGACUUGGGAAAGUCUACAUAUUUUUGUACUAAAGUGAGACAAACAGAUUAUUGGUUUUAACCAAUGGCCCA
Messenger RNA from Spea bombifrons (plains spadefoot toad), 3248 nucleotides. Its product is annotated as electrogenic sodium bicarbonate cotransporter 1-like. The record is from RefSeq and is a predicted model, not a curated record. NCBI's taxonomy places the organism in Eukaryota, Metazoa, Chordata, Amphibia, Anura, Pelobatidae. Gene Ontology annotation, molecular function: monoatomic anion transmembrane transporter activity; solute:inorganic anion antiporter activity; sodium:bicarbonate symporter activity. Bases 44 to 3025 code for a protein of 993 amino acids. Gene Ontology annotation, biological process: monoatomic anion transport; regulation of intracellular pH; transmembrane transport. Gene Ontology annotation, cellular component: basolateral plasma membrane; plasma membrane. The transcript has 22 exons.